UUGGAAUAGCCGUUUUUGUAUUGUGAUCUAUCUAAAAGUGCUUGUAUAAUUCUGCAAUUGUUUUACUAUUACGGAUUUAUUUAAAAAUGAUGCAAUUUAUGUUAUUAUUCAGCCGUCAAGGAAAAUUACGUUUACAAAAAUGGUAUGUGGCUCAUCCUGAUAAGUUGAAAAAAAAAAUUACGCGAGAACUAAUUACUACAAUAUUGGCACGAAAGCCAAAAAUGUCAAGUUUUUUAGAAUGGAAAGAUGUUAAAGUUGUCUAUAAAAGAUAUGCCAGCUUAUAUUUCUGUUGUGCAAUAGAACAAAAUGAUAAUGAAUUAUUAACAUUAGAAAUCAUACAUCGUUAUGUUGAAUUAUUAGAUAAAUAUUUUGGAAGUGUUUGUGAACUAGAUAUAAUUUUCAAUUUUGAAAAAGCAUAUUUCAUCUUAGAUGAAUUAUUGGUUGGUGGUGAAAUUCAAGAGACUAGCAAAAAAAAUGUUCUAAAAGCCAUUGCAGCUCAGGAUUUACUACAGGAGGAUGAAGCUGUGGAAGGUGCUCUGCGGGAGAUAGGGCUUUUGUAGGUGCUGCAUUCUUGCAUGCCCUCUAUGGCCAAUCCGACAGCCCACAUGAAUCAAGAUCCGGAGCAGGCUCACUCGCUGCAUGAUGCCAUCAUACAUCUCUACUUUUUCUAUAGUUAUUGAGCAUACAUUUUUUACAUACCAUUGAUAACACUUACAAAUCUAAUAUUUGAACAUUAGUAUAUUUUUUAUAGGCGAGUACUAUAAUACUAAUAAAUUUAACAAUAAUGUUCAUGUAGCUUAUUAUGUAUAUU
Messenger RNA from Eufriesea mexicana, 811 nucleotides. It is a transcript of the gene AP-1sigma, whose product is annotated as AP-1 complex subunit sigma-2. The transcript has 5 exons. The record is from RefSeq and is a predicted model, not a curated record. Gene Ontology annotation, cellular component: membrane coat; AP-1 adaptor complex. Gene Ontology annotation, molecular function: clathrin-cargo adaptor activity. Bases 87 to 560 code for a protein of 157 amino acids. Lineage: Eukaryota; Metazoa; Arthropoda; Insecta; Hymenoptera; Apidae. Gene Ontology annotation, biological process: intracellular protein transport; vesicle-mediated transport.